GCCCUAAUUCCGUCUCCCUCAUUCCCACUUCCGAGUCCCUGCUCGACCUUCGGUCGCAAUCAGCCGGGGAAUCACGCCAACAAAAUGACGAAGAUCUACCCUAAUUCCCCGACAUCUCUAUCCCCGGCCGUAGACAUAGCAGUCGAUUUGGAGCCAUCGUCUUUCACGGUAUGGCGUAAGUCGCUCCUCUUCAACUGCAGUGGGUUCACCGUUUUCGAUGCGAAGGGGAACCUCGCCUUUCGUGUCGAUAACUACUCGUUUUCGAAUCGGACUGAGAUUGUCCUCAUGGACACCGCCGGAAAUUCCGUAUUUACCGUCCGCCGAAAGAAGCUAACCCUUGUGGAUCACUGGCAUAUCUUCGAGGGAGAGGUACCAGCGUUGAGGCGGCGGUUCUCAGCUAGGAAGCACUUGACGCUGCUCCCCUCCAAAGUGCUCGCGCACGUCAAGCCCUCCGGCGGCGAGAAAGGGCCGAUCUACUGCGUGGAGGGUUCUUUCUCGCAUAGAUCGUGUGUGGUGUACGACGAACAGAGACGGCCGGUGUUGGAGAUACGGCGAAAGGAGGCGAUAGGUGGGGUGGCCUUUGGUGGCGACGUUUUCCGCCUUAUCGUACAUCCAGGAUUUGAUUCUGGCCUUGCUAUGACCAUCGUGAUCCUCCUCGAGCAGAUGUUCGGUUCGCGGGCUGCGCCCAUUAGAGGCUGACAUUAAG
Messenger RNA from Phalaenopsis equestris, 706 nucleotides. RefSeq names its product protein LURP-one-related 8-like. Lineage: Eukaryota; Viridiplantae; Streptophyta; Magnoliopsida; Asparagales; Orchidaceae. The record is from RefSeq and is a predicted model, not a curated record.